Messenger RNA from Aethina tumida (small hive beetle), 1129 nucleotides. It is a transcript of the gene Wnt4, whose product is annotated as protein Wnt-4. The coding region runs from base 57 to 1034 and encodes 325 amino acids. Gene Ontology annotation, molecular function: cytokine activity; frizzled binding. Lineage: Eukaryota; Metazoa; Arthropoda; Insecta; Coleoptera; Nitidulidae. Gene Ontology annotation, biological process: cell fate commitment; canonical Wnt signaling pathway; neuron differentiation. The transcript has 4 exons. Gene Ontology annotation, cellular component: extracellular region. The record is from RefSeq and is a predicted model, not a curated record.
GUCGUUCCCCACAAAUAUUAAAAGCAUUAACAAUGUAACCGUUUCACGUGGCGGAGAUGAAAUUACCUCUCCUGCUAAUCGGGUUCGUCGUCAUCGCCUCCGUCCAUGAACUCAAGGGGAGACUCGGAAAAAACGGGAGUGGGAUGAAAAAGCGGAAGACUUGGGCUUCGGCUGUUUUUACAACGAACGUCUCAGGAAGCAGAAAUCCUAACUGCAAAUGGUUGAAGGGUGCAAAACACCAGUUUCAAAUGUGUAACAAGAAAAAGGGACUAGAUGCGGUCCUGAUGCAGGCACGAGACUUAGCUGUGCAGUCGUGCCGAGAAAACUUUCGGUAUAAGCAGUGGGAUUGUUCGAACACCAGUCUGUACUUUCAAAAGAACUACCGUGAAACAGCCCUCAUGACUUCGAUAUCCGCUUCCGCUUUGGUUUAUGCGAUAGCGAGAGCUUGUGCGACAGGACAAUUGCGUUUAUGCAAAUGCGCCGCGCACGGUAAAUCCCCCAACGAGACGGAAUGGCAGUGGGGCGGAUGUGGGGACAACAUCAAGUUCGCUAGGAAAUUUACCAGGAGCUUUCUACAAUUGAAGAAGAAAAGAGACGAAGGUGUGAACUUGGAGAAGCAUAAUAGCAGAAUCGGAAUCGACGUAGUUGUAGGCAAAGAGGAGAAACACUGCAAGUGUCACGGGAUUUCAGGAUCGUGCUCGAUGAAAAUAUGUUGGAAAAGGUUGCGUCCUUUCUCGGAAAUAUCUCAGGUUCUGCGAGACGAGUAUCACAGCGCCACCGUGCCGCCCAACUCAACCGCGCUGCAGAAAAAGUACAGGAAACUGCUUUACGUCGACAUCGGCCCCGAUUUGUGUCCGCUCACCUCUGGGAGGCGUUGUUCUGACAUACCGAAUUGUGUUACUUUGUGUUGUGUGAGAGGAUAUUACACCAAACAGGUCCCCAAAAUGUAUGUUUGCAACUGCAAAAUGUUUUCAAACCUUUAUCCUAGUUGUGAAAAUUGCACUACACAGGAAACUGUAUAUAUUUGUAAAUAAUUGGAUUUUCAAAAUAGAUGGCGCCAUCAACAAAAUAAAAUUUAGUUCAAGAAGUAUACAUUGGAUGUCACUACAAAUUAUUUUUAUAAAUGCGA